This is a messenger RNA of Thlaspi arvense, 747 nucleotides long. The record is from the annotation of a GenBank genome assembly. Lineage: Eukaryota; Viridiplantae; Streptophyta; Magnoliopsida; Brassicales; Brassicaceae.
AUGGCUGAUCGAGAGAAAAGCGGCGGAGAUAGCAGCAGCGAAGAUGAAGAUCCGAAGUGGAAAGCCGCCAUCAAUUCGAUAGCCACUACCACCGUUUACGGCGCCUCCGCCAUGAAACCCGCAGCUACUCAGUCAUAUGGAGAUGGAGAUUUUCGGCAAAAACCUAAAAAGCUGACGCAUGCCCAGAUGAAGGUGAAGAAGCUUUUGAAUGAAAUGGUGGAGAACACUCUAGACUUUGUGAAAGAUCCUGUCAAUGUUCCAGAGGAUGAUAAACCCGAGAGUGACUGUGGAGUUCGGUUAUUUAAACGUUGUUCAACUGGAAUCAUCUUUGAUCAUGUAGAUGAGCUUGAAGGACCCAAAAAGAAGCCUAAUUUACGCCCUAACAGAGGAGUUGAAGGAAGCUCUAAAGAGUUUAAGAAACGGAUAAAAUCAAUCGUUGUUGAUGGCUCGGAUGUUUUAUCUGCUGCAAUAGAAGCGGCUAAGAAAGCCUCAGCGAGAGUGGAGGCGAAAGAAGCGGCCGCAAAAGCUAAAGCUAAGAAAGAGGAAGAGAGAGUCGCGGAGCUGAAGAAAGUAAGAGGAGAGAAAUGGUUACCUUCUGUUGCACGAGAACUGCAGGUAAGUCUCAUUUUUCUGCAACUUGUGUUUGUAGUAACACAUGAACUUAACAAAACUCACUCUUUUGCAGCUGAACAAAAAACCAACAUGGAGAUCUGCGAAAUCGUAGAGAUUCAUCUAUCUAUCCACUGA